Erythranthe guttata (spotted monkey flower) is the source of this 423-nucleotide messenger RNA. The record is from RefSeq and is a predicted model, not a curated record. NCBI's taxonomy places the organism in Eukaryota, Viridiplantae, Streptophyta, Magnoliopsida, Lamiales, Phrymaceae.
AUGUGGGCCGCGCUGCCACUUCAACCGUGGCCACCCAACACCAUCUCCACCACUAAACCCCCUCCACGACGUCAUCAUCCGGUGACCGCCUGCAACUUGCAAAACCUAAAUACAGAUGCCGGUGCUGGUCCGGGUCGGGCAGCUAUCAGUAUCACCGCCCUCAAAGCCAAUCAACCGCAGGAAAAGCAAGCAGAGAGGCAGAUGAGUGGCGCCGAUGUCCUGAUGGCACUCCAGAUAGUGGCAGCCAAGAAAGCUAAGAAAAACAAGAAGGCGAGAGAUUCUUCCAAAGGUCGGAGUAAUUUUAAUAUUAAAGAAACAAAUCGUUUUCAGGAUUUCAGUAAUGUAAGGCCCUUGUGCAUUCAACCUCACUGGACUCGUCGAUUGGAGGAAUUCGAAAGGAGACUUGAACAACUUUCUGAAUAA